Messenger RNA from Ipomoea nil (Japanese morning glory), 582 nucleotides. RefSeq lists its product as uncharacterized. The transcript has a single exon. Bases 1 to 582 code for a protein of 193 amino acids. Gene Ontology annotation, molecular function: RNA-DNA hybrid ribonuclease activity; nucleic acid binding. NCBI's taxonomy places the organism in Eukaryota, Viridiplantae, Streptophyta, Magnoliopsida, Solanales, Convolvulaceae. The record is from RefSeq and is a predicted model, not a curated record.
AUGGGAGCAUGCUCUACCGAUGCCCAACGAGUGGUGAAUGCGGCGACAUCUGCGUGGCAAGCGUGGAGCAUGGUGCAUGGAGGACCAGCUGCGGUGGCACAAACUGUACCCACUGCCACGGCUGGAGGCGGGCUGCCGAGAGUGUACGUCGAUGCUGGCUUCCACGCGUCGGACGGAAUGGCGACGGCAGGCGCGGCUGUACUCUCAAGCGAAGGGGAGUUUAUGGCAUGCUUCAAUAUGCGGUUACCUCAUUGCCUGUCCCCAUUAAUGGCAGAAGCUUUGGCAUGUAAAGAAGCAUUAUCAUGGUUGAAGGAUAAGGGAUUGCUCGCGGUACAAUUACAUACGGAUUGCCGGAAUCUACAACACCACUUGACAUCACAAGCCACACGGAUGCGAACAUAUAUUGGCUAUAUCAUUGAUGGAUGCAGGACUAUUUUGUCAUCUUUUAAUUUAUGUUCUGUUGUUUACAUUCCUAGAUUAGAAAAUCUUAUGGCGCACUCAUUAGCGUCGCAUGCUUUUACGCAGACUCAUACGAUGUACUGGGAUACUAUCCCACCAGAUUUUAUUGCAGCCUAUCUCUAA